CAAACAAUCAUCAAUGACACGUCGGUUGCCUGAAUCUGGAGAACUCUAAUUAAAAGGGAGACCACUCGAUGCAAUAUCUAAUUUUAGGAGAUAAGUUACACAUUUAUAGCAACGACAUGUCAUUAUGUUCCGUGAUUUCUUGUGUCGUGGCCGGCAGCUGAUUGCCAGCAAUACCUUUCUAAAGUGGAAAAGAAAACCCCUGGAUCUCUAAUUGCAUUUCAUUACCUAAUUAAUAACUGCUGUUAUAAUUUCGACCAGCUGAAUAAUUACAAACAAGCACGCAUACAUAUAAGAAAAAUGGACUGGAUUCUACUAGAAACGUAGUCGUUUACAAAGCAAUACAUAAAUCCUACAUAUAAACAUACAUAAUCAGAGUAUCUGCCUCUUUUAAGUAUGACAGAGGCUUACAACAGCCAAGUCUUGCCCUCCCGGGCCAUAUAUCCGUCAUCCAAAAAUACUGUAUAUAUUGGAUUACUUGUUGUAGCCAAGUUCUUCAGAGCUUUUGGAUUAUUUUUAUCCUAUGAUCUUCUCAAAGUAAUUCCUGUUGUCCAGUUCCUAUUCAUCAUCAAAGCUGGGAGUUCGGGUCCUUUCCUAUUACUGCAAAAGCCAUUCUCUUCAGGAAAAAAGUUAAGUAAGAAUCAAUGGUUUCGAGUAUUUCGUCAUGCUGUUAUUGGAAGUAUGAUAAACUUACUUUGGCUUUUUGGAUUGACUCUAUGUGGUCCACUCAGGACGAUUUUGCUCUUCGAGCAUAGUGAUAUUGUUGUGAUUGCUUGGGCCAGUGCUUUGUUCAGCAGUAACGGAUCAGCUCCAUCAAAGUUACGUGGUGCCCUAUUUUUUUUGCUUGGAGUUGUCUCCCUGUUAUUAUUGGAUCAUGAUGAUAGGCUUCACCUAAUUUCUGAUCAUGAAUCUGAUGAUUUACACAACAACUUUAUUACACGAAUUUUCCAUCAUGCUUUUGAUCUUAUCGGUUGGUCUGACCAUAAGGGUGGAGUAGUGCUGCUCUUUCUGACUCUCUGCCUUCAGACAGGAUUUGAUAAUGCUUCGAAGAAACUCUCCAUUGACCUCGGGGGUGCAAAACGACUUCAUGCCCUGUCUACUUUCGUCUCAGGACUGCUUCUCUUUCCAUGGGCCUUAUUUCUCUACAUCAGCAUUGAUAAUGAUGUACAGUCUACUUUGUACCUUCUGUUCCCCAUCAUCCUGGUGGUGUUCUUCACCUUCAUUGUUGACUACUACGUCACAGCUGUUGUCAACAACCACUUGCAGAAUGCACACACAGCAGCCUAUGGGUCAUAUGCUAUUUUCAUAUUUGCUCUGCUUAUCAGUGUCAGCUGGAACCAUCCCUAUAUGGCUCGCAUCACUACAAUGGACAAACUGAAAGAGAUUAUCACCGAGGACCACAUACUUUCUGCAGGAGUUCUCUUCAGUAUCUGCGCUUUCUUGAUAUCUACAUAUAUUCUAAUAUCUCCCAGUCGAGGUUCGAAAAUGAGCUUCAUUGGGUACUCACCUGCAGGGAUGCCACUUUAUAGCAUCACAGGGGAAGCACUCCACAAAACUUCCACCUCCAUUCUAAGUUUGCUGAAGGGUGGCCUACGACAUAUUCUAGAAGAAUCAGAUUCUAGGAAAAUAUUUUACUUCCUGUGUAUUAACAUGACAUUCACAUUUGUGGAACUGGUUUAUGGGGUCUGGACCAAUAGCUUAGGUUUGAUAUCUGAUGGUUUCCAUAUGAUGUUUGAUUGUUCCGCGCUGGUCAUGGGACUUUAUGCUGCUGUAAUGACACGAUGGAAGGCAACAAGGAUAUUUUCAUUUGGAUUUGACAGAGUGGAAGUCCUCUCAGGAUUCGUUAAUGGACUUUUCCUUAUUAUUAUUGCAUUAUUUGUGUUCACUGAAGCCAUAGCACGUUUGUUUGAACCUCCUGAAAUUCGUACAGAAAGACUUUUGACAAUUUCUGUCCUGGGUUUGUUGGUAAAUUUGGUCGGAAUAUUUGUCUUCCAUUCUCAUGGUCAUGGACACGGACACGGACACGGUCAUAGUCACAGUCAGAAAGAAUCUUCCAGUAGUUGUGGUGGCCAUGGUCAUGCACAUGGGUCAUCCAGUGGCAGUACACAUCAUCAUUCACCUCAUGGUCAUCACCACCAUCCUCAUCAUCAACCCACACAACAUGGACAUCCUCAUUUAAACACCAAUAUGCAAGGUGUGUUCCUCCAUGUCCUUGCUGAUACUCUAGGGAGUGUCGGGGUAAUUGUCAGCUCAAUCUUGAUUGAGAACUUUGGGUGGAAUGUUGCUGACCCCAUAUGUUCCGUCUUCAUUGCUGCUUUGAUUCUGCUCAGUGUCUUUCCUCUGCUGAAAGAGACCUCUUACAUUUUGCUGCAACGAACACCAUUGAAUCAAGAGAAACCACUCAAUGAAUGUCUAAACAGGGUUUUAGCUUUGGAAGGAGUCACAUCCUACAGAGACCCACACUUCUGGAACCACACUUCUACCAAAAUAAUGGGCUGCAUACAUGUACAAGUAAAGCCUGAUGCCAGUGAACAGAAAAUUAUUGCUCAAGUAAAUGGUAUUUUCAAAGACAUUGGCGUUCACAGUCUUGUGAUCCAAGUUGAAAAAGACGCUUACUUCCUGCACUUGUCAGGACUUGGUGCUACAUUUGACCCAAUGAUUCAACAGUCCAGAACAUUUGGCAGAUCAAACAUUGAGAGCAUCACAGCAGUCCCCUCCAUUGCUUCAAUAUGAUGAUUAUAUUAUUUAUGAAAUUUUAUAAUAUAUAUAUAUAUUCAAAUAAAUUCUUGUUUUAUAA
This is a messenger RNA of Octopus bimaculoides (California two-spot octopus), 2794 nucleotides long. Its product is annotated as proton-coupled zinc antiporter SLC30A5. Gene Ontology annotation, biological process: zinc ion import into Golgi lumen; intracellular zinc ion homeostasis. Gene Ontology annotation, molecular function: zinc ion transmembrane transporter activity. NCBI's taxonomy places the organism in Eukaryota, Metazoa, Mollusca, Cephalopoda, Octopoda, Octopodidae. The record is from RefSeq and is a predicted model, not a curated record. Gene Ontology annotation, cellular component: cytoplasmic vesicle; Golgi apparatus; membrane.